UGAAGUAUUCACAAGAUGGACGUAAAAUGUCGAAAAUUAUCUAACCACAAAUCAAAAAUACAUAAAAUACGUGUUUACGAUGUUUAAAUUUCUAUCUUUUGUAUUUAUAUUGUAGUCGAUUGGCGAAAGAUUAUGUCUAUUUUAAAGAAGUAUCGAUGGCCAAAUCCUUUGUAAGGGCAUUGUACGACUACCAUUCUUGUGAAACUGGGGAUCUUAACUUUAACGCCGGAGACGUCAUUCAAGUUCUAAACUUGAUUAAUGAGAACUGGAUUAAGGGUGAGCAUGAAGGAAAUUCUGGUCUUUUUCCAGCAAACUUUGUUGAGCCCUUAACAACAUCUUCAGCAGCUGGUGUCAACCUGGGAUCUACCUCUGCUUCCCAAAGUACAGCAACAUCUGGGAAGACUGUUGUUGCAAAUGAUACUUAUAUUAGCGGUGAAGAUGGGAUGCUCACAUUUUUCAGAGGAGAUAAAUUGACAUUUUUGAGCCAUGUUGAUGAGCAUUGGUGCCGUGGGAGUAUUGAAGGUGAAGUUGGGCUCUUCCCCAUACACAUGGUUGAGGGUUUGGAUGAUUCCCCUGCACCACAACAAGUUGAUCUUGCUGUGAAUGUUAAGAAUGUGACUGAGCCAAAACCGCAAAUAAACAAUCAACAAACCCCACCUCAAGAGCACAUUACAAAUUCAACUGCACAUGCAAAAGCACUGUUUGAUUUCAAAGCCUUAACUGAAUUGGAGCUCAGCUUUUCGUCUGGUCAAGUAAUUGCCUUGACAAAGGAAUUUGACGCAGAAUGGUUUGAAGGAACUUGUGAUGGAAUCACAGGAAUUUUCCCAAAAUCUUUUGUGGAAGUUUUAGUACCUUUACCGGGGGGUCAAGCAGUAACCGUAACACAGCCCUCUACUAACGAACAGCAAUUGCCCCGAGGGCAAGACCUGUCCCUUGAUAAGAAGUUGCCUGGGGGCCAUUUUUCAAGUGGGGGGGAUGAUGGGAUUAAUGUGCCAUAUGCUGUAGCAGUCUAUCCGUUUGUUGGCGAGACAUCGUCAGAGCUGUCGUUUAGAGAGGGUGAGGUGGUGUUCCUUCACCGUUGGGUGAGCGCUGAGUGGAUUGAGGGGGAGUGUCAUGACCAGGUGGGCAUCUUCCCCUCCUCCUUUGUUCAAAUCAAGCAGGAGCUACCUCAGAACUUUGAAGAAGUUUCUAGAUCUGGAGGGGGAGUUGGAAGUGGAGAGGUGUCACCCCCUGUGAAAGAGGAAUUCAUGAGCUCGCCGUUUACGACUGGGGACCAAGCCAAGGCUAUUUAUAGCUAUGAAAGCUGUAUCGACGGUGACCUGUGCCUUGAGGUUGGGGAUUUAGUUUUGAUAGAGCAAAUUUAUGAUGAUGAGUGGGUCUUAGCAAGAAAGGAUGAAAAUACUGGCGUUUGUCCGGCAGUGUUUCUCGAACUGCACGCGCAACUAGAUGGAUUGAACUUAAGUUCAGAAUUUGAAACAAGUAUUUCUAAAAGUGUUAUCACUGAUAGAGAAAACUCAAAUGGAAAGAUGAGCGAGCAAAACGCGGAACCACGCACAUUGAAAAAUGACGGAAAUACAUUUGAAUCUGAAGAAAAUUUUGUUUCAUCUUUUCAAGUUAAACCAAGGACUCCCAGGACAGAUCAGAAUAAACCACUUGCUUCUAAACCACUCAUAGCGCCCAAACCAGAUUUCUUGAAGAAACCAGCAAAACCUGUUUCAUUGCCAGUUAAACCUGUUUCAUUGCCAGUUAAACCUGUCUUGCCACCUAAACCUGUCACACCUACGGGGAAACAUUCUGGUUUUGUGAAACCAAAUGAGAACAAUUGGGUGAAAUUUGAAGAUGACUCAACAACUAGCUCACGUCCCGCCAAAACCCAGCCCAAGCCCACGCCCAUAUCGAGAAACAAGAGUCCAAGGGAGUCACCACGUAUGUCUUACAAAACCUUACUGGACAGGUCCUUAGAGGAAGAUCUAACGAAACCGCUCUCCCCUGAACAAAGUCGAGGGCGUCCCCUUCCCCCACCAAGAGUGGAUGUCUCGCGUUCACGUUCAUCCACGCCUGACGCUCUUUCAAGUAAAUUGAUGGAACAGGCGGAUGCAUUUGAGAAGAGUAGUUCACGGCAGAAUUCUCCGUCUUUGAAUGAGCUACGAGAGUCAGGAAAGACACAAAAACCAGUGCCUGCUAAACGAACCAGGAAGCCCUUGACAGAACAAGGUGGUUCGAACCAAGGUUUCCCAAUUAUUGAACAACUGGACGAGCAAAUAACGAAAUUGAAGAAUGAAUUACAGAAAGAAAACCAAAUAUUGUCAGGCGUGGCUGUUCUGAUUGAGACUGUAAACAAAGAUACCUCGAGACGAGAGGAGCUGGAAGCAAAGAAGGGAAUCACCCAAAGAAAAAUUGAAGAUUUGAGAAAACAGUUGAAGAAAAUUGAAGAUCAAAAGAAACGGCUUAUGAAGCUUCUGGAUGGAUACUCAUCACAAGAGGAAAUCGAUUUGAAAAUUGAGCAAUUGCGGGAAAGCAUUAAGGAGAAUACGGACACCAAGAUGAACUUGGAGUCGCUCCUGUCAGGUUGUGAGGAAGACGAGGAACGAGAUGAACUCCAGGACAACAUCUCGUUUUGCGACAAAGCGAUUAAGAAUUUGAAGUCGGAGUUAGACUCUCUGCUGGAUCUUGUGAGUCAGCUUAAAGGAGAAGUUACGAAAGAAUUUCCAGAAAAGGAUGUGACACAUCGUAAGAAAAUCAUUGACGAAAUAUUGGCAACCGAGAAAUCAUUUGGUCGCGAUCUCAAUCUUUGUUUGAAAAACUUCAUGAUGAACCUCAUUGAAUGGAAGGUCGAAGCAAUCGACUGUGAUUUAUUGUUUGGUAAUAUGGAAGACGUCGCGGACUUAUCAAGCAGACUACUAGAAAGACUUGAGAGUGCUACUGACGAUAUUGACAUCAACGAACAGAUCGUUGGAAAAUGCUUUGUCGAUUUCUCCGAAGAGAUGACGAUGGUUUAUGGGAAAUAUUGCAGAAAUCACGAUGAAGCUAUCGCUUUUCUUGAAAAGUGUUCUAACAACGAGGAAACUCGACAAUAUAUCCAAAAAUGUCUGGAAUCUAUCAGGGAGUUCUCAAAUUGUUGGGAUUUGUCGUCAUUUCUCAUAAAACCCGUGCAACGUAUAUUGAAGUAUCCUCUACUUUUGAAUGAACUUUUGAAGAAUACUCCUGACGAUCAUCCAGACAAGCCAGGGUUAAUUGAAGCUAUCGAAGUUAUGACAGUUGCAGCCAAUGAUGUGAAUGAAUUUAAGAGAAGAAAGGAAUUAGUGCAAAAAUAUCAGAAAGCAGAGGAGUCGGGAUUGUCGACGAAAUUCCAAAAGUUCACCUGGCAUUCUUUGCUGAAAAAGUCGUCAAGAUUCAAUCAAAGAAUAACCCAGUUUACUGGACUUGUCUCUCAGACAGUGGAUGAGAAAUUCAACGAAAAUGAAAGAUUAUUUUAUCAGAUUGAAAAAACAGCCAAAAACCUAAUAAAGAACAUCACCCAGUACCUGGAGCUGUUUGAGGAUGUACACUCGAGUCAAGUUCAGAGCUGUGAAAACAUCACUGAUUUUUGCAAGGACGAUGGGACAGCAAAGGAUAUACAGGGAUACACCGAUGCAGAGAGAUAUAUCGGGGAGCACCUCGUGAACCAAUUGAAACAUGUUCUGGAUGGGGAGGUGUUAUCACCGUUGACUACGCUCAUCAAUUUAUUCCAAGGACCUCAUAGAUUGAUACAGAAAAGACAUGAUAAAUGUUUGGAUUACGAUAGUUUGUCAAAUAAAGUGGAGAAAAUAAAAGAUCAAGAGAAAUGGAGACAGGCAAAAGAUGAACUUGAUUUUGCAAAGAAAACUUACGAAGCUUUGAACACCCAGCUUCUUGAUGAACUGCCUGUAUUGAAUACAAAGUCACUGAAAUUCCUUCAAACAUGCAUCACUAAUUUUGCCUGUGUGCACAAGAAUUUCUUUGUAGAGGCACUGGAUCAAUUCAGUCCUUCAGUGCAGCUUUCCGUGGUGAAUGCUGUUAAUAUGGAUAUCAUCUCUGAUUUCUCGCAAAGUAAAAUCGCUUCGCACGAAGUUUUUCAGCUGGCGUUUACAUCAAAGAAAUCUCUCACAUUGCCUGGUGCCGCUCGUCCUAAUCUUAGCCCGAAAACGUCGCGAUCAAAUCAGUCAGUGGACAAUAAGCUCCUCAAUCCAAGGAGCUUGACACGAAGCGCGAGUGAAAGUAAAAGGAAGGCACCCGUGCCUCCAUCUGAUGCAAGUGGGGGUGUGGCUGGGAGCAGGAGUGGGGGUGUGGUGAGAUCGCGUACAGUCAGUGCUGCUGAUAGAAGUUUACUCGUAAGAAAAAGAGUUGACCUUGAUCUGGAGGGAAGCCCGUCUAGAAGUUCAAACUAUAUUGUAAAAUACGAGUUUACUGCAGAAGCACCGACUGAACUUUCUGUGAAUAAGAAUGACAUUGUCAGAGUGACACAAUACCAUGAUGCAUUUGGUCAUAAUGAAUGGUGGAAAUGUGAGCACAAUGGUAAAAUAGGUUUUGUACCAUCAAGCUUUCUGGCACCUUGCCAAAACAUUAGCAUUGUUACAAAACGUGAAAAUAUGACAAAAAAUACUGGGCAAGGUGGUAUGGUAGCAAAAUCUGGACAAUCCAGUAUGGUACUAAAUGCUGGACAAACCAGAAAUGGUGGUGUGCUGAAACCUUCAGUUGUUGACCAUCUUGUGAAGUAUGAUUUUAAAUCUGAUGGUCCAAAUGAAUUGGAUGUGGUUACUGGUGAACUUGUUAGAGUGAUAGAACACCAUGACGUUUCUGGUAGCCCUGAAUGGUGGUUAGUUGAAGCCAGGGGAAAACAGGGUUAUGUGCCAGCUUCUUAUCUGGUUAAAAACACAUGAUGGUAGGAACUUAUUUAUAGCUAAUAAUUAAUGAAUCGGAAAUGAAGUCCAAUUAUGCAAUUUUAAUAUUCAAUGUACAUAAUUUUAGUAUCAGAUUUUAAAUGUACAUAAUUGCAAAUGAAUAGUGUAAUUUUUAAAUUUUCACAUUGUAAAAUAACC
Molecule: messenger RNA, 5057 nt
Organism: Dendronephthya gigantea
Lineage: Eukaryota; Metazoa; Cnidaria; Anthozoa; Malacalcyonacea; Nephtheidae
Product: dynamin-binding protein-like
Exons: 20
Coding region: 156-4898 (1580 amino acids)
Biological process (GO): intracellular signal transduction
Cellular component (GO): cytoplasm
Molecular function (GO): protein binding; guanyl-nucleotide exchange factor activity
Source: RefSeq, a predicted model, not a curated record